Molecule: messenger RNA, 339 nt
Organism: Entrophospora sp. SA101
Lineage: Eukaryota; Fungi; Glomeromycota; Glomeromycetes; Entrophosporales; Entrophosporaceae
Source: the annotation of a GenBank genome assembly
AUGUCGGCUGAUAGAAGAAAAGAAAAAAAAUUCAAAAGAGAUUUGACAAAUGUAACUCAUAUACACAAACAGAUUAACAAACCCGACACAAUCCUUACACAAUUUCAUAUAGAAGAAACUUACAAGCAUUCGGUACUUAGACUUGCUGGUUCCAAAACUAUUGUGACUGAUGAUCUGAAAGAUGAAUAUUUUAAGAAAAAAACUAUCAAUGCAAUGAUCUCUCUUUUGAAAGGUGCAGUCAAUAAAAUUAAUGGAACUCAUCAGCAACCUGGUUCUAAUUUACUAGCCAUGAUGGGUCAAGGACCUUUGCGUAAAGCAAAAGAUACUGUUGGUAUUUAA